AUGUCCGAAACUAUAUACGACCAGAUCGAGAUCGAAGACUUCACCUUCGACCCCGACACCCAGCUCUUCACCUACCCGUGUCCGUGUGGCGACCGGUUCCAGAUUUCCAUCUACGACAUGCAGGAGGAGGAGAAUAUUGCCGUGUGUCCGUCGUGCUCGCUAAUGGUCGAGAUCAUCUUUGAGCCAAGCGACCUGGAGGAGUACCUUGAUCAGAUCUAG
This is a messenger RNA of Pichia membranifaciens NRRL Y-2026, 219 nucleotides long. RefSeq lists its product as hypothetical. The record is from RefSeq and is a predicted model, not a curated record. Lineage: Eukaryota; Fungi; Ascomycota; Pichiomycetes; Pichiales; Pichiaceae. The coding region runs from base 1 to 219 and encodes 72 amino acids. Gene Ontology annotation, molecular function: metal ion binding. Gene Ontology annotation, biological process: protein histidyl modification to diphthamide. The transcript has a single exon.